AUGGCACUCACCAGCUCAGUGUGUCAACCUGCAGACACUGUGUGGGCGAUUCAGAGCGGACAGAACAUGGAGGCAGAGAUGAGCUGUGUUUGGGCUGAGCUGUCCGACUCUGAGAAAAAGCCCAAGCAUUACUGGUACCCCAGUAAUGCUUCCCGCGGAGCCAUUACCAGCAACCCCAGUGGCCUUAUGACCAGCCGACAGAUGCUGUGCCUGUCAGACGAGAGACUGGGCUCCUGUAAAGACGAGAUAAAGUCCUCCAGCAGGCCAGCCCCAAAGCCUAUGUCCCCAUCGGACUUUCUGGACAAGCUGAUGGGAAGAACCUCCGGCUAUGACGCUCGCAUCAGGCCCAACUUCAAAGGACCACCAGUAAAUGUCACCUGUAAUAUUUUCAUCAACAGCUUUGGAUCCAUUACAGAGACAACUAUGGAUUAUAGGCUUAACGUCUUUCUACGCCAGCAGUGGAACGACCCUCGAUUGGCCUAUAGUGAAUAUCCUGAUGCUUCUCUAGACCUGGACCCUUCUAUGCUGGACUCCAUAUGGAAACCUGACUUGUUCUUUGCUAAUGAAAAAGGUGCAAACUUCCAUGAAGUCACAACAGACAACAAGCUGCUGAGGAUCUUUCAGAAUGGGAAUGUGCUAUACAGUAUUAGGCUAACACUUAUCCUGUCUUGUCCCAUGGACUUGAAGAAUUUCCCAAUGGACAUUCAAACCUGUACCAUGCAGCUAGAAAGCUUUGGCUACACCAUGAAUGAUCUGAUCUUCGAGUGGCUUUCUGAUAGCCCUGUGCAGGUGGCGGAUGACUUGACUCUUCCACAAUUUUUACUAAAGGAGGAAAAAGAUCUUGGCUACUGCACUAAGCACUACAACACAGGUGAAUUCACCUGCAUUGAGGUGAAGUUUCACUUAGAGAGACAAAUGGGCUACUAUCUCAUUCAGAUGUACAUCCCCAGUCUGCUGAUUGUCAUCCUGUCUUGGGUGUCUUUCUGGAUCAACAUGGAUGCCGCCCCUGCUCGGGUAGGCUUGGGUAUCACCACUGUGCUCACCAUGACCACCCAGAGCUCCGGUUCGCGAGCUUCUCUACCCAAGGUGUCCUACGUGAAGGCCAUUGACAUCUGGAUGGCCGUUUGUCUGUUGUUUGUGUUUGCUGCAUUGCUGGAGUACGCAGCAGUCCCAUUGCUGGAGUACGCAGCAGACAACUUCGUGUCAAGGCAACACAAGGAGUUCAUCAGGCUGCGCAAGAAGCAGCGAAGGCAGAGAAUAGAGGAGGAUCUUGUUCGGGAGAGCCGUGGCUUUUACUUUCGUGGGUAUGGACUCGGCCAUUGCUUACAAGCAAAAGACGGGACAACUGUGGAGGGGUCCAACGUAUUCGCCCCACCACCCCCAGUGCAAGUGCUAUACGACGGAGAGGCCAUUCGGAAGCGUUUUGUGGACCGAGCCAAGCGAAUCGACACCAUAUCCAGAGCCGUGUUUCCUCUCAGCUUCCUCAUAUUCAACAUCUUCUACUGGAUCACCUACAAAGUGCUGCGGCACGAGGACAUCCACGCCAACCUGUAAUCGCUCCUUGUUACAACACUUGCUCAUCUUACUGCUUCUUUUCUUUUCUUAUAUCUCUUAAUUUGAACCAAAACCGCCUUUCAUACUCACACUAGAAGUGUAUUUCAAAGGCAUAUUCACCCCAGAAAUGCCGUCAGUGCUAAAACCAUGUGCUCAGGUGUGACUUCUGGAUUUCAAAAAGAUUUUAAAGUGCCCACUCAGAGCGAAGGGGUAGAGCUCGUAGAUGCAAAUGCUGCUGUUGGGGACCUGGCUCUCCUCUCUUUCACAUCUUCAUUCGAGUGGAUUGCACUAAUAGGCAGUGCUAUUGUCCUCACUUUGUAGGCUCCAUUUGAGUUAUUGGCUGAAAGAUUCUCGGUUGGAUAGAAAAUAUUGACUUGAAUUUUAGCACAAGGCGCAUCCUAGAACGAAUGUUUUUGAAAACCUCAAAACAAAUGUGUUUUUUACAUCCUAAAAUGCCAAACUAAUGGGCUGUGAAGGGGAGGAUUGGGAUUUAUUAUUCAUGGGAACAGUUACAG
This is a messenger RNA of Sinocyclocheilus anshuiensis, 2069 nucleotides long. Its product is annotated as glycine receptor subunit alpha-4-like. NCBI's taxonomy places the organism in Eukaryota, Metazoa, Chordata, Actinopteri, Cypriniformes, Cyprinidae. Gene Ontology annotation, molecular function: transmembrane signaling receptor activity; glycine binding; transmitter-gated monoatomic ion channel activity. Gene Ontology annotation, cellular component: plasma membrane. The record is from RefSeq and is a predicted model, not a curated record. Gene Ontology annotation, biological process: monoatomic ion transmembrane transport.